AUGUCAAACGCAACAAGCGCGGUCAACUCAGCGAAUCUAAUGCCAAAGGCAAGUAUUAAUACUUUCGCAGAUAUGGCGAAAUUCAAGAUCUCGCCUGCGCGCACGGCCCUGUUGGACUAUAUCGAGGGUGUCGGUGACUCCUUAGCGCGCGCGUCCGUUUGUUCAACGACUGCAAAUCGAUGUAACUGGGCUAUCGAUCGAGUCAUCUCGUUUCUUUGCUGUAUCGAGGACCGUUUGAAGUUGUUCCCACGAACAACUCCCUCCACUCGCUUUGGUGACCCAAACUUCCGCAUAUGGUCACAACACUUGCAAAUAUGCUCUAAAGGUCUCGUCGGAGACAUCACUCCUCCUGAACGGCAGGAUCUGAAGCUCGAACUUGAGGAGUAUUUACAAAAUAGUUUUGGCAACCCCUUGAGACUAGACUAUGGAACAGGCCACGAACUUAACUUUGUCGCUUUCUUAUGUUGCCUUGAGAAAACAGGAAUAGCUACAACUGAACAACGAUCUCUCGUCGCACUGAACAUUUUUGCACGCUAUACGUCUCUGAUACGGAUCAUUCAGCGGCAUUUCCGCUUGGAACCGGCAGGAUCGCACGGCGUUUGGGGUCUAGAUGACUACUGUUUCAUUCCUUUUCUAUGGGGGGCAGCACAGUUGCAACAUGAAACUUCAACACCAAGAAAUAUCUUGGACGCAAACUUUCCUUGUGGUGGACUAUUCUUUGAAAGCUGUACACACGUGAAACAGACGAAAAGUGGGCCGUUAACAGUUGUGUCACCUGUCCUCGCGAGCCUGAGCACCGUGCGCACUUGGUCAAAAGUUUUUGAGGGACUUCUGAAAAUGUAUUGCGGGGAAUGUCUAGAUAAAUUUCAAAUUAUGCAGCAUUUUCACUUCGGAGUUAUUCUUCAAUUAGAAUGA
This is a messenger RNA of Ostreococcus tauri, 915 nucleotides long. Its product is annotated as Phosphotyrosyl phosphatase activator, PTPA. Lineage: Eukaryota; Viridiplantae; Chlorophyta; Mamiellophyceae; Mamiellales; Bathycoccaceae. Gene Ontology annotation, cellular component: cytoplasm; protein phosphatase type 2A complex; nucleus. Gene Ontology annotation, biological process: mitotic spindle organization. The transcript has 9 exons. Bases 1 to 915 code for a protein of 304 amino acids. Gene Ontology annotation, molecular function: protein tyrosine phosphatase activator activity; peptidyl-prolyl cis-trans isomerase activity. The record is from RefSeq and is a predicted model, not a curated record.